Molecule: messenger RNA, 1267 nt
Organism: Theobroma umbraticum
Lineage: Eukaryota; Viridiplantae; Streptophyta; Magnoliopsida; Malvales; Malvaceae
Product: serine/arginine-rich SC35-like splicing factor SCL30A
Molecular function (GO): RNA binding
Source: RefSeq, a predicted model, not a curated record
UCCCGAGAUCUACACCCAAUCCACCGCCGUUUACUUUGUUAAUUUCUCGACAACACCUUUGUUUCUUCAAUCUUAUCCUUGAGCUUCAGCUUCUUCUCGCUGCAGACGCUAGGGCUUUCCAGAUUCGACGGAGGGCUUUGUAAAAAUGAGAGGCAGGAGUUACACUCCAUCUCCGCCUAGGGGCUACGGCCGGAGAGGACGGAGUCCGAGCCCCAGAGGCCGUUAUGGGGGUCGCGCUCGAGAUCUUCCUACAAGCCUUUUGGUUCGCAACCUUCGGCAUGACUGCAGGCCAGAAGACAUUCGCAGGCCCUUUGAAAGAUUUGGCCCUCUUAAAGAUAUAUAUCUGCCCAAGGAUUAUUAUACUGGGGAACCUCGAGGGUUUGGUUUUGUCCAAUAUGUUGAUCCUGCUGAUGCUGGAGAAGCCAAAUACCAGAUGGAUGGCCAGAUCCUUCUUGGUCGAGAGUUGACUGUUGUUUUUGCUGAAGAGAACAGGAAGAAACCAGCUGAGAUGAGGCAAAGGGAGCGAGGGAGAGGAGGUCGAUAUAAUGAUAGGAGAAGGUCUCCCCCUCGUUACUCUCGUUCACCGCGAUAUUCUCGGUCUCCACCUCGUCAUGGGAGAUCUAGGUCACGAAGUCGUGAUUAUUCCCCUCCUAAAGAGAGGCAUUACUCGAGAUCUAUAUCACCCCAAGAUGGACGGUACAGUCGAGAUAGAUAUUCUCGUUCUCCACUGUACAAUGGCUCAAGGAGCCGGAGUCGGAGUCUUGAUAGGGGCCAAGGUCGGAGCAGGAGCAGAGGCCGAAGCCUGAGGCGAAGCAGAAGCCAGAGUCCAAGACGGAGCGGUAGCCGAAGCCACAGCCCCAGACGAGUUGAAAGCCCAAUGAGAAGCAGAAGCCAGAGCCCAAACCAUGAGGGGUACAAGAGGGAAGUAAAUGGAGAAAGGUCUCCCAGUCAGUGAUGUUGCGCAGCCAAUGGGAUGCAUUGUAGUUUUCUUUGUAGGUGCGGUAUUGUUGAUGAUGGGGGCUGGUGUUUGAACUGAAGUUUGUCAGGGUAGUUUGUUGGUGUUUUAGUCUACAGCUAGCUUUGUGAAAAAAUUCAGUUAUUUGGCGCUGAGAUAUUCAAAGGCAUGGCUGUGGUAGUGGUAACUAGUACUCUACUCUAGUAGUAGCAUAGUAAUUGUGUUGAGGGUACUGACUUGUCCAAAAUUAUUUUGAUGACCUUUUCUUCUUUGUUCUCCGUACAAAUUGAUUAAAUUGUAGAUGGAUUCAUA